GAAUGUCAGAUAAUGCUGACGCUGCUCUGUGUGCAGGACUUACUUACAGCGUGAUCAUAUUGCUAUAUACAUAUUCACCAUGAGUACUAUGUUCGCUGAUACCAUCCUUAUUGUCUUUAUAUCUGUUUGUACAGCACUGCUAGCUGAAGGUAUAACAUGGGUGUUAGUGUACCGCACAGAUAAAUACAAGAGACUCAAGGCUGAAGUGGAAAAACAGAGCAAAAAGUUGGAGAAAAAGAAGGAGACAAUCACUGAAUCUGCUGGUCGACAACAGAAGAAAAAGAUUGAGAGACAAGAAGAGAAACUCAAGAACAACAACAGAGACCUGUCUAUGGUUCGGAUGAAGUCUAUGUUUGCCAUUGGCUUUUGUUUUACAGCGUUGAUGGGCAUGUUCAAUUCUAUUUUUGACGGACGAGUGGUUGCCAAGCUUCCGUUUGUUCCAUUAUCCUACAUCCAAGGUCUUUCUCAUCGUAAUCUGCUGGGAGAAGAUUACACUGACUGCUCGUUCAUUUUUCUCUACAUUCUGUGCACUAUGUCUAUAAGACAGAACAUCCAGAAGAUGCUGGGUCUGGCUCCAUCCCGUGCUGCCACCAAGCAAGCCGGAGGGUUUUUGGGACCCCCUCCACAAGCUGCCAAGUUCACCUAAAUUUUGGACACUAGGAAAAGUUGCCAUUUUUUAGCUGCAGAAAAUGGCUCUCGGACACUCAUACACUCCCUGCACAUGAGUGAACUGUAGUAUUUAAUUGCAGCAACUGCCACUGCCUGUUGUGACCUCAGUCGAUUUAUUUUAUGUUUUGCUGUGACCUAAUGAAUUUAUUAAAGCUGUAAAUUAUUAAUGGAUUGCUCAACAGUGGUAGAUCACUUGUUUAAUUUAACAUUUUAUUUGGAUUACCUUGCAUUCAGUUUGAAAAUUUAUAACAGUUUAACAUAACCAGGCCUAAAAGGCUGAUGCAGCAGAGAAGAACAGUAUUAAGAUUAAUUGUAGCUUAUUUAUAAGUACAUGUAAUUAUUGACUCAUUAAUUAAAAUGAAACAUGUCUUAAACAGUCAGAA
Messenger RNA from Trichomycterus rosablanca, 1052 nucleotides. RefSeq names its product transmembrane and coiled-coil domains 1 (gene tmco1). Gene Ontology annotation, biological process: endoplasmic reticulum calcium ion homeostasis. Gene Ontology annotation, molecular function: calcium channel activity. The coding region runs from base 80 to 646 and encodes 188 amino acids. Gene Ontology annotation, cellular component: endoplasmic reticulum; cytoplasm; endoplasmic reticulum membrane. The transcript has 7 exons. The record is from RefSeq and is a predicted model, not a curated record. NCBI's taxonomy places the organism in Eukaryota, Metazoa, Chordata, Actinopteri, Siluriformes, Trichomycteridae.